This is a messenger RNA of Pseudozyma flocculosa PF-1, 3135 nucleotides long. RefSeq lists its product as uncharacterized. The transcript has 2 exons. The coding region runs from base 1 to 3135 and encodes 1044 amino acids. NCBI's taxonomy places the organism in Eukaryota, Fungi, Basidiomycota, Ustilaginomycetes, Ustilaginales, Ustilaginaceae. Gene Ontology annotation, cellular component: transcription factor TFIIIB complex. Gene Ontology annotation, molecular function: TFIIIC-class transcription factor complex binding. Gene Ontology annotation, biological process: RNA polymerase III preinitiation complex assembly. The record is from RefSeq and is a predicted model, not a curated record.
AUGUCGCAGAGAAUCGAAAAGGGCGGCACCCGCUUCAAGCCCUCAAUCGUCCCGAGGCGUACUGCCGGCGCCGCCGCUGCCGGCACAUCCACACCAGCACCGCCGGCACCGUCCGCAGCGGCUGCCGGCGCUUCGCCAGCCGUCGCCGCACCCAGGCGUCCAUCCCUCGCUGCAGCCUCGCCUUCUCCUGUGCUGAGGGCGACCGCAUCCUCUAUCCAGUCGUCGCCCUCGCUCAGACCCAACCAGCCUCCGCCAAUCGGAGGCCCUCGCCCUCUCUCGUCUGGUGGUAAGAGCUUUGCCGUCGCUCCAUCGCCGUCGAGGAUCAUUGUCCCCGGACGCGCUUCGAAUGCCUCAUCUCCCUCGCUUGGGCCAUCCGCAUCGAACCAUACGCCGUUCCAGAGGCCAGCGAUCUCCCGUCAGGCUCCGGGCUCCCGAACCUCGGUCACGCCGAGCCCCUCUGGCAGUCGCCUUCGCACCCCCUCCAUCCCUCCGCUCCCUGCCGGCGAUCUCGGAGGCUAUGUUGGCACCGCAGCGCCAGCUGCCUCCACCUCGACCACCGCCGCCACCGCCGCCACCGCCGCCGCUCCGCCAAAGAAGAAGCCCUUUUCGAUCAGCGUGGGCUCCAACCGCCGAGCCGUCGACAGCGAUGCUUCUGCAGACGGAUCUGCGGCCCUUGCCGCUGUUGGGCCGUCGUCUACCGCAGACAAACAGUCAUUUUCGACGCGCAAUGCCGGCGAGAUGCCACCCCCAUCGGCGGCGGCCACGCGCGAACGGCGCGAAUCGGUGAUGGCCGCCUCCUCGAUUCCGUCUGCUGCUGGCACAGAACGUGACGGUCCCGCCGCAGGUGGCACCGGAGAAGCAGCCAGAAGUGCCGUUGCAGGUAGCGGGGCAGAGGUAACCACAUCCCAGCCGGUCAGGUCCCAGCCAGCCGACAAGGCAAGGGUGCCGGCCGAUCGACCAGAGCAGGCAGAGACUGGGAGCUUGGGCGGAUCCGCGGCCAAUGCCAAGGGCAAAGGUCGCGUGGUGGACGACGCACCUGAGCCUUCGCGACCGCGCCGAAAGACGGCGUCCCAGCAGCAGCGAAAGGCGACCGCGACAGCAGCUGCCGCCGAGGCCGACGACGACGAUGACUCUGGCUCAGGCAAUGACUUCGACGACGACGACGACGACGAUAGCUCGGAAGAGGAAGAAGAGCCAGACGAGGUCCGGAAAGCGAGAGCCGCAAAGCGGGCCGCCAGCCGGCAGAAGCGACGCCUCAAACGCGCCGAAGAGGCGUCCGGCAAGCCACGCAGGCCGCAAAGCGCCUACCUUCUCUUCAUGGGUGCGAUGAGGCAGCAGCGACGAGACGAGCUGUCGAGCACGCCCCUGACGCAGGCGACCGCGCUCUUGGCCGAAGAGUGGCGUCGCCUCGGCGCCGAGGACAGGAAGCAGUGGGAGGACAAGGCGACCGAGGCGAGAAAGGAGUACGAGCUCAAGUUGGCCGAGUGGAGCCAGGCCCACCCCAACGGCGUCGAGAUGGGCGAGAGCGACGAGAGCGGCUGGGAGACGACGAGCGAGGUCGAUGACGAGGGCAACCGGGUGCGGCGCCGGAAGGCAAAGUCAGGCGGCCGGUCAGGCUCUCGCAAGGCGCGCACCAUCUCCGACGACGAGCGCGAGUACUUUGAGCAGAUCGAGACCGAAGGGCCGGGCCUCCCGAGCAGCCGCCUCGAUGCCUCGAGCACCUCGAUGAGCGACCUCUCGGUGCCCGACCUGAAGCGUGGACGGGCCGGUCCGAGGACCUUUGAGCUCGAGCGGGUGCGGCGACGCCAGGCCGAGGAGCGCAAGACCGCCCUCAAGGAGGCCGCGGAGCAGCUCGAGGAGCGCAAGAGGCUCGGCAUCUCUGGCACCUCGUUCGCCGCGCCCACCUUUGGCAUGGGCGGGCCAAGCGGCUCCUCGAAUGCCGACGCCGACGGCGGUGGCAAACGCAGCAACGGCAACGAGAUUAUCGAAGGCGAGGAAGAAGUGGAUGACGACGACGACGAUGACGACGAUGAGGAGGGCGACGGGGCGAGCGGCGCAGGGCCGUCGGGCAGCUCGCGUCGCUCGGCUCGUCGGGCGCCCUCGGUGGCCGGGACCGAGCACUCGUUUACCGAGAACCGCUUUGCGGUGCAGACGCGCAUCGUCGACGGCAAGAUUGUUGUCGACGAGACCAGUCUGUUUGCCAACUACGGCAACGGCGAAGAGGACCGCGAGGGCAUGGAGGUCGUUGAUGAGCGCGAGGGAGACCGCUUCGUCAACAGCGCGACGCGUGGCAAGGCGUUUGGGCGGUACAAGAGGUGGUCGGACGACGACAACGCCAAGUUCUACUGGGCCAUCCGCCAGUGGGGCACCGACUUUGAGAUGAUCUCCCGCCUGUUCCCCGGACGGGACCGCGGCAUGAUCAAGAAGAAGUGGAACAUCGAGGAGCGGGCGAACCCAAAGAAGAUCGACGAUGCGCUCAACAACCGGCUCGCGAUCGACAUCGACGCCUAUGCCCAGGCGGCCAACAUUGACUUUUCGGGCCCCAUGCCCGAGAUCUCGGCGACGCUGGGAGACUGGGCGGCGGCGCUCGAGGCCGACGAGGCUGCUGCCAACGUCAAGAAGCGCGAGGGUACCGCGCCGGAGAGCGGCUCUCGCACUGGACGCGGAAACAACGACGACGACGACGACGACGACGACUGGGAGUACGAGGAGGUGAUUGAGAUUGACGAUGACGGCACCGAGACGGUCACGCGCAAGCGCAUCGGUCGCAAGGGUGGCUUGAGCGGCAAGCGGCGCAAGACUUCGCGCAAGCCGUCGCUAUCGCAGGCGGCGCCGGCCGAAGCGAUGCCGCCGCCGCCAGCAGCUGCGGACGAGGCCGCUGCCAGACCGCCGUCGAUCGGAGCCGGCUCGCAGAAGAGCGGUCGGGUGCGGGGCAACUCGGUGGCGAGCAGCCAUGCGACGAGUGGCGGCGGCGGUGGAGGUUCUGGAGCGGGCGGUUCGAGGCGAAUGAGCCGCUCGGAUGCAUCGACGGCUGCGGCCAUGGAGCGCGAGCGCAAGCAUCGCGCCUCGGAGCUACGCGGCAGCGAGGCGCCCACCGAGAGGAUGGAAGUCGAGGAGAUUGUGGGCGAUGCCUGA